UCUCUCUCUAUCUCUCUGUUAGCUUUCUCUCUCUAAAUUCCUUUCUUUGUUUUGCUUUCAAACUAAAAAUUGAAGCACAAUUUGAAAGCAAAGCAAAGCAAAGAGAGAAGCUCAGAAAUUUUUUGCAAAUUUAAUCUGUAAAUUUAGGAAUUGAAUUGAAGUUUGAUUUAGCAAUUGAAUUAAAUUGAAGUGUGGAUUAAGUAAUUGUUGGUGAAGAUGAUGGUAGCCAACACUUUCGAUCUAUGGCAGAAGGAUACUUUCUUUUCUGCUGCUGAAGAAGUUCAAGAAUCUGCUGACCUAAUGCAAUCGGCGUAUAGGAUGUGGAUAAGGGAGAAGAAGGAGGGAUCAAAACUAGAGGAUCUAGAUGAACUUUCUAGGGAGCUUCAAACUACGUUGGGUACGGCAAAAUGGCAGAUGGAGGAGUUUGAGAGGGCUGUCAGGUUGAGCCAUGGGCAUUAUCGUGAUGAUAUUACAGCAUCUAGGCAUAAACAGUUUGUCGCAGCUAUUGAAAGUCAGAUAUCACAUGUUGAAGCAGAGUUAAGGAAAGCUUUUAUUCAGGAAGGAAAGCAACCUCUUCAAUGGGUCGAUCUCAAUAAAGAAGAAUGUGAUGAUUUGGCAUUAUUUCUCUCCGGAACUCCCCAAACUAUAAAAUGUGUGAAAGAUGAUCCCAGUGUAGUAAGACCUUCCGCUAAGAGUCCUACUACGGAAAAUUGUCAUACAAGAAAAGAUGCAGACCAAUUUCGUAAUGCCUCCUCUAGUGAAAGUAUUUACAGUCAAAAAGGUGUUAGUGACGGUACGAGUAAAAAAAAUGAUGAAGUUGUUAUAGAUGUUGAAGAGAGAGAAACUUCAAGAACACGGGAAAGUAUAAUUUGUCAAGCUGAUAAAACAUCUGGUACAAGAAGGACAUGGAGUUCACCAAAUGUUGGUGCUUUGAAGGUUGUGAUUGCCGAUGAAGAUGAACAUAGGGAUAAAUCACCAAGAGUUGAUGCCACGCCAAAGGAAAAAGGGUCCAAGCCUCUCUUUUGGAAGCAAAGAUGUGGAGAAUUAUCUCGAGUGAAUCAGUUCUUUGGUCAGGCUGGUGGGUUCCAAAGGCAAUUGCAAGCACCACUGCCCUUGCGGUUCAGUUGUUCUAUCCAACUUACACUUGCUUUAAUGCUAAGUAUCUUUUUGAUUGUGCCUUUUCUAGUUUAUUCAGCUUGAGUGGAAGUGAUAUAUUGCUACUAGUUAUCAGCUUGAAAGGGCGAUGAAGAAGUGUCUGAAGAGUGGACACAUGAAGGAAGAUGGUAAGAAAUUGGCAACACCUCUUCUUCUACAAGUAUGGGAUUAGGGUAGUGAAAGUAGCGAAUAGGGUAUUGUAUUUGUUUAGAUUCCCUAUCAUAGCCACACAAAAAUGUAUAUGCAUACCAAAUUUGAUUUCAACUCAAUCUUCAAUUUCAUGAUCCAAAGUUAAUAUCCAAAAAUGUCUUUGAAACUAUAAGAAUGGACCCUUUAUUUCCUCGUGGUAAA
Molecule: messenger RNA, 1506 nt
Organism: Mercurialis annua (annual mercury)
Lineage: Eukaryota; Viridiplantae; Streptophyta; Magnoliopsida; Malpighiales; Euphorbiaceae
Exons: 6
Coding region: 217-1200 (327 amino acids)
Biological process (GO): Golgi vesicle transport
Cellular component (GO): membrane
Source: RefSeq, a predicted model, not a curated record